GGGGCCGCUUUCCCGGAAGCCGGAAGUGACCGCGCCAGUGAGCGCCGCUCUGGGCUCCUGGCGGGGAUUCUAUGGUCCGCGCCCCGGUUGCCAUGGCGACGGCGUCGGCUUCGACGCCGCAGGACGCCCCCGUGCGGAGCCUGGUGAGGAGCCUCGUCCGCCUGCUGCGGGACUCGGGCGAGGAGGUGGUGUCGGGACGGAGCCUGCUGACGCUGCCCACGGCCACGCUGCGGGAGCUGGUGCGGGAGCUGGUGCGGGAGCUGGAGCCGCUGCUGGGCCCGCGGGGGCAGGGGCCGGGCCAGGGCCAGGGGCCGGGGCCGGGCCAGGGCGGCUUCGUGGCCCUGCCGUCGCACCCGUCCGGAUCGACGCAUCUGCUGGGCCUGCAGUUCCUCUUCGACGUCCUGCAGAGCGUCCCCGCGCUCAAGCUGGUGCAUUGGCCGGGCCCGGCGCCCCCCGCUCCGCCCGGACCCAUUCACCUCUUCCCCUUCAAGUCUCUGCGCCAGUUGGAGCUGCACGGCGUCCCCCUGCAAUGGCUCCGCGGGUUGCGUGGCGUCUACUCCAGCCUCCAGACCCUGGUCUGCAGCCACAGCCUCAAGACGCUACAGGAGCUGCUGUCGGGGCUGGGCGGGGACCAGAGCUCGGCCCUGCCCUGGCUGGCCCUGCUCCACGCCCACUUCGGCCACAACGCGCUCACCGGCCUCGAUGGAUCCCUGGACCUUCUGAGCGCCGUGCGAGUCCUCGACCUGAGCCACAACCGGAUCCGCGACUGCGCCGCCUUCCUCGCCGCGCUGGGCGACCUCUCCCACCUGGACCUGUCCUACAACCUGCUGUCCUCGGUGCCGCUGGGUCCCCCGGGGGUGGCCCUGGGGACGCUGAUCUUGCGAGGGAACGAGCUGCGCGGCCUUGCCGGACUGGAGCGGCUCGAGGCCCUGCGACACCUGGACGUCGCCUACAACCUGCUGGAGACGCACGAGGCGCUGGAGCCCCUCGGCCGGCUGGGUCGGCUCCGACGGCUGCACCUGGAAGGAAACCCGCUCUGGUUCCACCCGGAUCACCGAGCGGCCACGGCCCGGAGGCUCUCUCCCCGCGCCGCGGCCAACGUGGAGGCCCCCGGGUUUCUCCUCGACGGAGAGGCCCUGUCGCCGGCCGACCUGCGGGGGGAGAAAUCCGACUUGCCCCCGCACCCCGACGCCUCCGUUCUCUCCCAGCCCGCCCCCCCGGCCGCUGGACCCCCGGCCCCUCCGCGCACCCCCCAGCUCCGCGGGACCCCGGAGAGCAGCUGCGGCGCCGAGCUGAGCGACAGCCCCCCACGGGGGGUCGGGGUGACCCGGCCCGCCCUCCGCAGGGGGAAGAGCCGCGUGCGGGUGCGGCGGGCCAGCAUCUCGGAGCCGAGCGACACCGAUCCGGACCCCCGGACCCCGGACCCCUCGCCCGCUGGCCGGUUCGUGCAGCAGCAGCGGGAGCUGGAGCUGAUGAGUAGUUUCCGGGAGCGAUUCGGCCAGGACUGGCUGCAGUAUCGGAGCCACCUGGAGACCCCCGGGAGGAGCCCGCCCCCGGCCCCUCCGCCCCCGCCUCCCCCGCCUCUGCCCCCCGGCCCCAGACAGCUGGGGGAGCCCGCCCGGGGGGAGACGGCCGGCAGCAGCGGGGAGGAGGAGGAGGAGGAGGAGGAGCAAGAAGAGGAGGAAGAGCGGGAGGAGGAGGAGGAGGAAGAAGAGGGCGAGGAAGAAGCGGAGCUGUGCGGCCCGGUGCUGGUGAGGCCCGUGGAGGACGCGGGGCCGGAGCGGUUCUUGCGGGUGACGCGGGGCCACGUGGCGGAGCUGGAGCUGCGGGCCGGCCGGGCCCUGAGGCGCCUCAGUCUGCGGGCCCUGUGGCGCGUGGAGGCCGGGACCGCCGCCCACCCCGUCACGGACCCGGCGCGGCCCCUCCCCUGCCUCGCCCUCCACUUCACCUACGUCCAGCCCGGCCUGCGCGUCCGGCGCUACCUGAUCCUCGACGACGACGCCGAGGGCCGUCGGCAGGAGCUCCUGACGGCCCUGGCCCCGGCGGCCGCCGCCUCGCACCCGCCGCUCGGGGAGGCGGGGACCCCGGGAAGACCUGCCGGGGCCACCGGGCUCCACUGCCUGCGCUGCGGCCGGCCGCCGGGGUCCGCGCCCCUGUGCCCCUGCUGCGGGAGCGACCACGUGGUGCUGCUGCCGGCGCCCGCGGCCGAGGAGCCCGGCCCCGGGGACGACCCGCCCCCCCCGGCCGCCUCCCCGGGCGCCGGCGGGGACGGCGGGCCUUCCCUCGGGGCGCCCCCGCCGGGCGCCCUCUCGGACGGCUGGAACCUCGGUCCUCGGCCCGGCCCCCGGGGUCUCCGCUCGGUCGACCACCGGCUCCGGCUCUUCCUCGACGUGGAGGUGUUCGGCGACGCCGAUGAGGAGUUCCAGUUCUGCCUCCAGGUGCCUCUGGUCCUGGGGGGCCGCGCCGGAGAAUUCCCGGCCUUGGUGGUGGCCUCGGACCACCGGCUCUAUCUCCUGGAGGUGACCGGGGAGAUGCGGGGCGACCCGUCCGGCUGGCUGCGUCCGUGCUGGGCCUUCCCCCCGCGGGACCUGCGUCUGGUGGAGCUGGGCCUGGCGGGGCAGAGCGUGCGGCUGGACUGGACGUCCGGAGGGGCCGCCGGGCCGGGCUGCGUCCUGCUGACCCGGGACCCCGACGCCUGCCGGACCUUCCUGCGGGAGAUGGACGAUCUGUUGCAGGCGCAGGCCCCGGGCCGGAAGGGCCCGGUCACCCCGGUCACCGCGGAGGAGAUGACCCCGCAACACCGUCUCUGGCCGCUGCUGGACCCCGACCCCGGACCCGAAGGCCCCCGCUUCUUCUACCUGCUGGCGUUCCUGGUGGGAGGCCGGACCCCGCGGCCGGUGUCGGUGCUCGUCACUCCCGCCACCCUCUACCUGCUGGACGAGGACCACCGGGGGCCGGCGGCCGACGGGGAGCGGGACGGCGUGCGGGUGAGGGAGCGGCAGCCCAUCAGCAGCCUCAGCUCGGUCGUCCUCUACCGCUCCGCCCCUCGGGACGUCCGCCUGGUGCUCUACGAUGAGGUCCUCCGGGAGGAGAACUUCUGGGCCCUGCGCCUGGGAAAUCCGGAGCUGCUGGCCGAGCUUCUGGCCUGGAUCCGGGGCCCCUGGGAAGAGCUCUUCUCCAUCGCGCUGCGGACCCUGACCCGGGAUGCCCCCGACCCGGACCCCGACCCCUGACCCGGCCCCCCCCCGAGGGCCGGGUGAGACCGGAAGCCGUCUGAGACCCUCCCCGGAGCGGAGGUGGAAUCGUUUUCUCAGGACUCAAUAAAUGUUGUGUGUUUUUGCUUC
Messenger RNA from Ornithorhynchus anatinus (platypus), 3344 nucleotides. RefSeq names its product serine/threonine kinase 11 interacting protein (gene STK11IP). Gene Ontology annotation, cellular component: cytoplasm. The record is from RefSeq and is a predicted model, not a curated record. Gene Ontology annotation, biological process: intracellular protein localization. Lineage: Eukaryota; Metazoa; Chordata; Mammalia; Monotremata; Ornithorhynchidae. The transcript has 26 exons. Bases 72 to 3233 code for a protein of 1053 amino acids.